This is a messenger RNA of Heterotrigona itama, 3488 nucleotides long. The record is from the annotation of a GenBank genome assembly. NCBI's taxonomy places the organism in Eukaryota, Metazoa, Arthropoda, Insecta, Hymenoptera, Apidae.
AAAUAAUUCAAAGUAGAACAUGAUAAAUUUUUCAUAGAAAGCAAAUUUAAAGUAUUUCUGGACUUUUAAUGUUUUCAAUGUUGACUAUACAUUCGAAAAUUAAUGUCUGAAAUUUAAAAGAACAUAAAAUAGUUAAGGAUAUAUACAUAUUUGUAUAAUGGAUGCUAAUCUUAUGUACGAAAGAAAAGAACAAUCAGUUUUGUACGCUUCAUUUCCGUACAUAAAUGAUUUACGUUGUGCAGUUUGUAAAAUUGAUUUUAUUGAAGUUCAUGAUUCGGCAAAAUCAAAUUUUCAUUGGCAAACAUUAAAAUGCCGAUUACUUAUUCAUUUAAUAUCUGACGUUAUUGCCUCACCAAUAUCGGGAACAGAACGGUGUAUAUUUGUUAUUGGAUAUAAAAAACUUUUUGAAACUGGAAAAUUGGAAAGAAUUUUAAAAAAUUUUAAACUAGUGUAUCAAGGAUUACGGUCGGUUACUAUGGAGCUUUACAAAAAUUGUCUUAUCUAUACAAUACAGACUAAGAUAAGUCCUUUAUGGAAUAAAGUUGGUGACUAUUUUGUUCAAGGAAAAAAUUUUUAUAAUUUUGUAGAAGGCAUUAGAGGAUUAAAAUUAGAUAUACUUAGAGAAGAAAAUAAUAUAUGUUUACAACUUCAUGCACAAAUAGUUAAAAUUCCAUACAUGACACUUGAAGAUUAUCUUUCACCAUCUAUCAUAUCUCACUUUUUAGCAGACCCUGAAGGAUAUAUUGAUUUAUCUCAUUAUAAACUUCCAUUUGUAUAUGUAUUACCAAGUAUGGAUAUUCCUUGCCAAAAAAUAAAGAUGGAAUUUUAUAUUAUGAAAUUAAAUUUUUGAUUCCUAAAUCUAAAGUUUUUACAUAUCCUCAUAUGUGUAUUGCAAAAAAUCCAUUAGAAGUUAUUUCCAGUAGAGAUAAAAAGUCAACGAUUACACAUUUCUUGUCUGAUAUGCUUGUGAAAUUACCUGCAAUUUGUGGUAAACAAUUACAAAUAUCCAAAGAUACUUCAUUUCAUACAAUGUCUUUAAAUACACAUGUAUCAUUUAAUGUAGUAGCAAAAGAUAGAGGAUUAGAUAGGUAUCUUAAGGAAAAGGAUAAUAUUGUUUCACAAUUAGAAUUUUCUGAUAAAAAUGUAAAAUUAACUGGAUUAACAAAAGAUACAGAUACUACAUCAUUAAAAACACAAUUAACUAGAAUUCAUCAAAUUCAUAAUGUACGAUUUGAUGAAAAUAUAAGAAUAAAAUUAAGCAACAAGGAUAUGGAAGAUAAUCAAUAUUUAAAUGGUUCGGAAAUUUCAUCUACACAAGAUAUAAGAAAUAAUUUCAUCUCGGAAAAUAUAUCACGAAACUCAAACAAUAAUUUUAUUGUACCAGGAAAAGAAACAAUUUCCACAUACUUUAAAAUUCAAAAAACGAAUUCUUAUGUUAAGACAAAAGAGGGUCAAAAUAUUUCUGUGGAGGCAAUGGCAAAAAUGAAUAAAUUACAUCAAAUGAAGAAUAGUGAAUUAAGUGAUUGGCUCAAAAAGCAUUCAAUUCCACAUAAUUCUAAAACAAAAAAAACUGAACUUAUUAACAAAGUAUUAUCUCAUAUUAAAAAUACACAAAUUUUACAACAAUUUCAAUGGGAAGCAGUGGUCAAUUGUAUAGCCUUUCUUGGGGAGAGUUUAGUUCAUCACUGGCAUCUGCGGUACAAUUGUUAAGGGGUCAUGGAGAUUUGGUUGAUGUGACACUGGCUGCUGGUGGACGCAGUUUCCCUGCACAUAAGAUAGUCCUUUGCGCAGCUAGUCCCUUUUUACUGGAUUUGUUAAAGAGCACACCAUGUCAACAUCCAGUAGUUAUGUUAGCUGGUAUAGGAGCAGAUGAUUUGGAAUCAUUGUUGGAGUUUGUGUAUCGUGGUGAAGUGAGUGUGGAACCUUCUCAGUUACCUUCAUUACUUCAAGCUGCUCAUUGUCUUUGUAUUCAUGGAUUAACGCCUCCUACUAUAUUGACCGAGAAUGGGGAGGAGGUACCAGUAUCAGCAAUACCUACAGCAAAUGAAACUUUAUCAAAAGAAACCAUUAGUCCAUAUUUUCCAUUGAAACGAAGAAAAAAAAGGAGAAAGUCAUCUUCAUCUUCUGGAAAAUGGCCACGCAACGUUAGUACUACUGAGAAUGAAAAUAGGACUGUAGAUGGAAGUGAUAAUAGUCGGUCGGUAAAUUAUGAUCACAAAGAUGAAGAUAAUACGGAACAUGGCGAUGAUACAGCGAACGAUCGGUUGGAAUAUUCGAAUCAUCGAAGUUGUCACUCGCCUCGUGGUCAAGAAGCGCAACCAGUGUCGGCCGAAAGUUCUCAAGCAGGAACGCAUCAAGAUCAAAUAUCGGACAAUGAAUCGCAUCUUCACACUUUAAUGCCAAUGCAGCCAUAUUCUCCACUACAUAUACCGCAAUUCCCUGGUCCUUUAAAUAUGGGCUUUCCUCCUGGUAUACCACUCCCACUAGUUACUCAGGGUUCAACUGCUGGAACAGCGUCUUGUGGACUGACAGGCAAUAUGAAUUUAUCUAAAAUACGAGGUGCAUCCGACUGUCCAGGUGUUUGUCCAUUAUGUGGUGCUACGUUACGGCAAGCGAGAAAUUUACGUAGACACCUAUUAUCCUCAUGCAAAUAUCGAUUUAGUAGUAAUCCGGUUCAGAGUUCCCCAGCCGACACAAUGAUGAUAGAAGUAAAGCCUGAAGUCGAGUUAUCGAGUUAUAAUGAGCAGUCCAUGACGUACGGAACUGAUAGUGGAAGUAGUACCUGUGAGCAAAUAAUUUGUAAGCCCAGUCCACUUCCCUCGCCAACAUCACAGGGACCGAAUUUGACGGAAUUAAUUUUAGGAGAUGGAUUGUCCAAAGCACGAAGCAUGUCUGAUCAACCGGCGUCGUGUCCACUUUGCGGGGCAAUUUUGCGUCAAUCACGAAAUUUAAGAAGGCAUUUAGAGCUUCUACACUUUGGAUUUGGUAGCAGUAAUAAGUCAGGUGUUCACAUGAGACACCGAAGAACUGAUAGAAAUAACGAUUUUGUUCGGUCAACACUCGCAUCCAUUUGUCCACCACAUAUAACAAGGACAGAUUAUUCAAGAGUUGUAGAGAACACCGACUUGUCGACGUUAACUUCCUUAUCCAUCGCUUCGACAGUUAAUUCCAACGCAUCGAAUGUCAGCCUUGCAGGAAGUUUGAUGGGAUCAGGUGUACUGGGAAAUGGUGAUCAAAGUGCUAACUCUACUCUGGUCUCUGCGUCAACUUCAAGCACGGCCCCUAUUGUCUCUGCCAAUAAUGGAAUUUACUCAUCAGAUGGUAGUGCCAGUAUGCUAAAUUGCUUAUUACCGUCGUUACCAUCUUUGCCUUCUCUAUCUUCUCCGCACGACAUGUUUCGACAUGGUGAAAUGUUGCGAGUUGGUAUUGCGUAUCACGACUCCUCGAGGCAACAUCUCAAACAGUCACAGCGCACCGAUGUCACCUAA